AUGGCAAAUCAAGGCUGCUAUUUUACACCAUCUAUACCAGGUGUUCCUGUAAUCAUUGGUCUUCGAAAUGCCCUAUUACUCGAACAGCCGCCUGCCUUUCAACACCAGUUUGCCAUAUCUGCUGAGAAGGAACGUUUGCAUAUGACUGAGUUGGAGUAUCAAAUGUUAAACAUGGGGAAAACGAAGCUGGUCACUGAGGAAGCGAGGGAUUCCUCUGAUUUUAAUGAAGGGGUGGAAGAUCAAAUUUCAGGUAGCCAGGUUUCGAAGACAAAUAAAGCAAGAGGAUGGAUGUGA
Ilex paraguariensis (yerba mate) is the source of this 294-nucleotide messenger RNA. NCBI's taxonomy places the organism in Eukaryota, Viridiplantae, Streptophyta, Magnoliopsida, Aquifoliales, Aquifoliaceae. The record is from the annotation of a GenBank genome assembly.